Molecule: messenger RNA, 3472 nt
Organism: Brassica rapa (field mustard)
Lineage: Eukaryota; Viridiplantae; Streptophyta; Magnoliopsida; Brassicales; Brassicaceae
Product: casparian strip membrane protein 1
Source: RefSeq, a predicted model, not a curated record
GAGCAUACGAAUUUCAGAUUCACUUAUCACUAAGUAGUGGUUUUUGUGUGUGUAUGUUUGGUUGUCUCCCGUAUUGCAAAUAUUAAUUUCAUUAAAUAUUAAUGAAUGAGACCUAAUAUCUACAUAUUAUCAUAUUGUUCUCUAUGGAUAUCUGACUCGCUCGUAUGUCUACACUAACUUUAACAUUUUAAAAUCAGUUCCUGACAACUUGUGUCUAUUAGUGGCUCCUCUACUGUUUUACAGUGCGAUUUAUAUGAAUGUUGCAUAAUCAUAAUUACACAUAUUGAUAUGCUUUGAAUAUGGCCAACUUGUUUGCAAUAGCACGAUACCUCGUUUUAUAUAAUCGGGCAUAGGUUUGGAGUUAAGUAGUUUAUGGAUGAAUUACGGUUAUGCUUCUUUAACAUAAACGUUGGACAAACCUAAAUUAGAUUUACUGAUAUGCGGAGUGUUUAUAUUAGCUUCCGGAUUUGUUCUAUUUCUUAUGUUUUAAGUCGUUGAUUUAAUUUGAACUGCGCUUAUUCGAUCAUGGAGUCAAAAUUGUAACGUGACUUUGUGAUGCUAUUCGAAUUUCUCUGUCUUUUUGAAACAAUUUUAAUUUAUCGGUUGAUCUUUUGUAAAGGCCAUGUCUUGAUUUUUUUUUUUUUUUAACAUCAAAGAUCAUGUCUUGAUAUACCAACAAAAGACAGAUAAAUUAUUCUCUACACCCUUGUCUUCGACAGGCUAAUCAGCUCUUUAUUGUUAAAUGGAAUAAAUAACCGUGUUUUAUACUGCGCUCGUCAACAUCAUAAAAAAAUCAUAUUUAUUCGAAUAUUUACCCAGUAAUAACAGUUUAGUAAACUUUUUUUGACAAUAAACUAAAGAGGAGUAAAAUAAAUUGUCAUGUAAUUAAGUAAUAGUUAUUUUGAUGAGAUUUUUUUAGUAAUUAUAACAUCAAUAAAAUUUGAAUUGUCAUUUGUAGAAUAUCAACACAUUUCCAUGUAAUGCUCGCUAUUAGAGCUCUGGCAAUGCCAAUGAAAUGUGACAUCAAGCAAAUUAGCAACACUAGGGAAAAUACUUUCCAGUCACGUGUUAUUCCUAUCGUCUUCUUUUUUUGUGUUAUUCCUGUCUGUUAAGACAGUGUAUAAAUAAAUAUAUAUAUAAAGGUCAAAUAUACGUACAGGUUUCAUCACAAUAAUCAUAUUCACAUCUUAUAACCUCAUAAUCUUUUUUUUAUAUCAAAAAACCUCAUAAUCUAUAUUUACUAAUUACUAGACAUGCAAUCAACAGAAAUAACAUCACCGAACUACUGAAUAACUGAAUCAAAUUGACUUAAAUCAAAAUUAUGACUAGAGUUAAAUACUUAAAUUAACAGUUUUACUAAAAUCAACGAACCGAAUUGAACCAAAAACCGAAAAAAAAAAACUGAAAUACCCAUUCGAAUGUGAAAGCGGUGGCCGCAAUGAAAAAAGUGUUUAGUGUUAUACUUAUAAAAGUGGACCCAACCAUUUCACUUUGUUUCGCGAGUGCAUGUCUUAUUAUCUUAUACUUUUGACAAAUAGGCUUAGGCUUAUGAUUGUCAUGAAAGAUAUAUAAAUACACACAUAUCAUUAUAAACUUAUAGUCCACCAAAAAAUUUAUGAGAAAGUUGGAGGUGGGUUACUGAUGAUUAUAAAAUGAAUGUUUUGUUUUUUAUAAUAUUAAAAUUACAUAAUAAAAUUGAAAUAGCAAAAUAUCUAAGUGGUAUUUAUAAAUUUUGAGUAUUACCAAAUAGUAAUUUUAAAUUAUUUAAUAACGAAAACGAAUUUCUACUAUUCUUUUCAAUUUGAUGAAGAAAAAAUUGUUUCACAUUUUCUUUAAAUGAAUGAAAUAGGAGAAAAGAUAAAGAACAAACAUAUAUGAAAAGAGAUUUUUUGGACAAAACUUACCAUUUUUUAUGUUUCAUUUUUUUUCUCUAAAAUAAAUCACCAGUUAAAAUUUUUGUAGGUCUGAAAUUCUUUUUGGAACUGAGCUGGAUUGGUUUUGGGCUUUAACCCUAACUAACUGACAUGCCAUAUCUCCUAGUGUUGGUAGUGCUGAUUCCAAUUAUGGUCCACAUACAGAGCCAGAAUAAUCGAUCUUCAAGAAAUUGACAAUAUUGAUCUUCAACGAAAUUCAGGAAUGAUCAAGAUCAUGCACGAAUAAUCACAUGAGAGAUCAGUGCUUUGCUUGAAACUAACCAACUAAUUUGAAAGUAGAUGUAGUCAUUCAAUCAACAAAAUUCGGUCGUAUAAUUUGCAAAUAAGAUGAACAUAAAUCACAGGUUAUUAAGUUCAUUUUGCGUACCUACCAAUGAUUCUUUCUUUUUUUUUGUGAACACCACCAAUGAUUCAUUAGUAUAUGAUAUUUUCAGCUUUCUUUUGUGUUGAAUUAUCAGCCGAGACUCAGUUAAGUGGGGAAAGUAAGAAGCAACAACUCCUCUUCACAGACCUUAACAAAUCAACUAAACUUAGAUGUUAAACAAUUAAAAAGGCUCAUCACGAGUUAGCUGAUUAUUCCUAAGUCGUAACCAACCACUACUCCGAAUAAGGACUAUAUAAAUACUCGUCCAGCUUUCAUUAGUUUCCCACCACAAGUAGAAAACAUUUCAAUACACAAUCAACACACUUCUUCUUUUCUUUAAAUCCCAGCUGCAAGAGAUAAUGGCGAAAGAGUCCACCACCAUUGACAUCGGCGAACCGAGCACCGUUACCAAAAGUACAAGCCAUGCCGUGGUGGACGAGAAGAAGAAGAGUUUUGUGACAGCCGCCGCAGGAGGCGGCUACAAGAGAGGUUUGACCAUAUUUGAUUUUCUCCUCCGUUUGGCGGCCAUAGGAAUCACCAUCGGGGCUUCCUCUGUCAUGUUCACCGCCGAGGAGACACUUCCCUUCUUUACUCAGUUCUUACAGUUCCAAGCCGGUUACGAUGACUUUCCCACGUUUCAGUUCUUUGUGAUAGCCAUAGCCAUAGUGGCCAGCUAUCUCGUCCUUUCACUUCCCUUUUCCAUCGUCACUAUUGUCCGACCACUGGCAGUUGCGCCCCGGCUCAUCCUCCUCAUCUCCGACACCGUGGUCUUGACGCUUACCACAGCAGCAGCAGCUGCGGCAGCAUCAAUUGUCUACCUUGCACAUAACGGUAACGCAAACACCAAUUGGCUCCCCAUUUGUCAGCAGUUUGGAGACUUCUGCCAAACCGCAAGUACUGCAGUUGUAGCUGCAUCUAUCUCGGUUGUCUUCUUUAUCCUUCUCAUUGUCAUCUCAGCCAUUGCCCUAAAAAGGCAUUGAUCUGAAAGUUUCUGCAUGUAUAUGUUUGUGUUGUGUCGUGUGCUUUGUGUAAGAUGAGAUGAUAGAUAUAUGGUAUCAUUAAGGUGUGGUCCGUGUGGAAAAUUAAACUGGAAUUCAUGUAUUUUGUAAGGAAAUUUGUCUUGGUUCAUCUUGAACUCUUAUCUUAAAGUUAAAGGCCGUAAAUCAUCUUACCA